AUCAACUCCAAGUCUGAGAUUCUCCCACUGCACACUGAUCAGCUGACAGCAAACGACUCCACCCAUGGCGGCGCCGCAGCCUCGAGCCCUCACUACCCACCACCACCACCUUCUCCUCCUCCUCCUCAUCGUCGUCUUCACCAUGGCUAGUGCGCACACGACAGCGGCACCCGCACCGAGGGCGGCGGCGGCGGCGGCCGAGAGUCCAUCGCCAGCGGCGAUGUCCUUCCUCCGUGCCCGCUGCGCCACCACGCUGUACCCGGCGCUCUGCUACGACUCCCUCCUCCCGUACGCCUCCGAGGUCCAGGACAACCCCGCCCGUCUCGCGCGCGUCGCCGCCGACGUCGCGGCGGCGCGCCUCCGCGCCCUCUCUGCCCGCGUCAAGGACAUCCUCCGGCACGUCGGCGGCGAUCCAGCAGAGGGAGCCGCCGCGCUGCGCGACUGCGCGAGCACGGUCUCCGCCGCGGCGAGCCUGGCGAGGCAGUCGUCGGCCGAGCUCACCAAGCUGGAGCCGGACGCCGGUCGCGUCGUCACGACUUCGGCAGGCGACGGGAUGAGCAGCAGCAGGCAGGCCAGGUGGGAGGUGUCCAACGCCAAGACGUGGCUCAGCGCCGCGAUGGCCAACGAGGGGACGUGCGCCGACGGGCUGGUGGAAGCUGGCGCCGCGGCAGCCGCGGGGAAGGAGGUCACCGCCGGCGUGGCGGCCGUGAAGCAGUACACCAGCAACGCCCUCGCGCUUGUCAAUGGCAUUCCACUGUGAAAGUGUGCAGUGAAUUAGCGUGGACCAAUUACUACUUACUAGUGCCUGUGAUAGUGUUUAAUAUUAUGAACUUGUCAAGCUGUACAGUGGCCAGUGGGGAACGUGGAGUGGAUUGAAAAUUUCGAAAAAAAGUCAAAAAUUAUUGCCUAGUUGUACUGUACAGAGGGAAGGUGGAGUUGAUCAGAAUUUUUAAAGAACCGUAAAAAAAGUUCUUGCUUAAUAAUUACACGUUUCCUGUA
Molecule: messenger RNA, 999 nt
Organism: Sorghum bicolor (sorghum)
Lineage: Eukaryota; Viridiplantae; Streptophyta; Magnoliopsida; Poales; Poaceae
Product: 21 kDa protein
Exons: 1
Coding region: 65-760 (231 amino acids)
Biological process (GO): negative regulation of catalytic activity
Molecular function (GO): enzyme inhibitor activity
Source: RefSeq, a predicted model, not a curated record